Camellia sinensis is the source of this 462-nucleotide messenger RNA. Lineage: Eukaryota; Viridiplantae; Streptophyta; Magnoliopsida; Ericales; Theaceae. The record is from RefSeq and is a predicted model, not a curated record.
AUGGAGGAGUUCCACAGUUUGGAUAGUUUGGCUAAUGGGAUGAAUAGCUCUUUUAUCAUACUAAUUCUUAAGAAGGUCAAUGCAGUCACUCUAAAUGACUAUAGGCCAAUAAGCUUGAUUGAGUCAAUAGACAAGAUUCUUUCUAAGGUUCUUGCAAGUAGACUCAAACCAGUUAUGCCAGAAGUAAUUAGUGAAACUCAAUCAGCUUUUUUGGGUGGAGGGAAUAUAUUUGAUGGGAUUUUGAUUGCAAAUGAAAUUGUAGAUGGGUGGAAGAAAGCCAAGAAAAAGGGGUUGUUGUUCAAACUUGAUUUUGAGAAAGCAUAUAACUCCAUCAAUUGGGAAUUUUUGUUUUCCAUGCUAUCAAAUUUUAGGUUUGGUUCUAAAUGUAUUUCUUGGAUGAAAGGGUACAUCUCAACUGCUAGAAUUUCAGUGCUUGUGAAUGGUUUUCAUUGUGUCUCUUAA